AGUGGCCCCGGCCUCGCCGAGGUGACCCUGGGCUACCAGCUGCUCACCUCCCUGCUCCUGGGCACGCUCAUCCUGUGCGCCGUGAGCGGCAAUGCCUGCGUGAUCGCGGCCAUCGCCCUGGACCGCUCCCUGCAAACCGUGGCCAACUAUCUCAUCGGCUCGCUGGCCGUCACCGACCUCAUGGUGUCCGUGCUGGUGCUGCCCAUGGCAGCCCUCUACCAAGUGCUGAACAAGUGGACUCUGGGGCAGGUCAUCUGCGAUAUCUUCAUCUCGCUGGACGUGCUGUGCUGCACCUCUUCCAUCCUGCACCUGUGCGCCAUCGCCUUGGACAGGUACUGGGCCAUCACGGACCCCAUCGACUAUGUCAACAAGCGGACUCCCCGCCGGGCAGCCGUGCUCAUCAGCCUGACCUGGCUCAUCGGCUUCUUGAUAUCCAUCCCGCCCAUGCUGGGCUGGAGAACGCCCGAGGACCGCUCAAACCCCGACGCCUGCACCAUCAGCAAGGACCACGGGUACACCAUCUACUCCACCUUCGGCGCCUUCUACAUCCCGCUGCUCCUCAUGCUGGUGCUCUACGGCCGCAUCUUCAAGGCGGCCCGCUUCAGGAUCCGCAAGACAGUCAAGAAAGUGGAGAAGAAGAAAAUCGCGGACACAUGCCUCACCCUCUCCCCGGCCGCCCUGCAGAAGAAAAGCACCGGGGAGCCCGGCAAGAGCUGGCGACGGACUGUGGAGCCCCGGAGCGGUGCCUGUGUCAACGGCACGGUGCGACAGGGCGAGGGCGGGGCGGCCCUGGAGGUCAUAGAGAUCCAGGGCUGCAGCAGCUCCUCCAAGACUCACCUGCCGCUGCCCAGCGAAGCGU
Molecule: messenger RNA, 859 nt
Organism: Meleagris gallopavo (turkey)
Lineage: Eukaryota; Metazoa; Chordata; Aves; Galliformes; Phasianidae
Gene: HTR1A
Product: 5-hydroxytryptamine receptor 1A
Biological process (GO): regulation of hormone secretion; adenylate cyclase-activating adrenergic receptor signaling pathway; regulation of vasoconstriction
Cellular component (GO): plasma membrane
Molecular function (GO): G protein-coupled serotonin receptor activity
Source: RefSeq, a predicted model, not a curated record